AUGGCAGUUAUCAGUUGUGCGGCCGUCGCCGCGGCUCGCCUCUGCCGCGGCGGCUGCUGCGCGCACGCGGCGGCGCCGCUCUCUCGCGAGACGGCUGGCGACGCGGCUCGCCGCCGACGCACGUGCGCGGCGGCGUUUCCUUUUUCUUUUCUCGCGAUGACGGAGUUGCGCCGAAAGGCGAAAGAAGCCGCGAGAACAAGGGACCGGCAGGCGGCGGCGCCGCAGGACGAGGCAGAAGAGAACGACGCGACAGAGGAGGAAGCGGACGCGAACCACCGCCGCCGGCGGGCGGCGAAGGGGCGCGCCAAGGAGGAGCGCGAGGAGCGCGCGGAGCUGGCUCCCUUUGGGGAGGAUUACGGCUCGGGAGGGCUAAAUCGUGCAGAGAUCGACUUGUUCGAUGACGACGGCCUCUGA
Messenger RNA from Emiliania huxleyi CCMP1516, 414 nucleotides. RefSeq lists its product as hypothetical. The transcript has 4 exons. The record is from RefSeq and is a predicted model, not a curated record. NCBI's taxonomy places the organism in Eukaryota, Haptophyta, Isochrysidales, Noelaerhabdaceae. The coding region runs from base 1 to 414 and encodes 137 amino acids.